Messenger RNA from Lactuca sativa (garden lettuce), 1669 nucleotides. RefSeq names its product WAT1-related protein At2g39510. Gene Ontology annotation, molecular function: transmembrane transporter activity. Gene Ontology annotation, cellular component: membrane. NCBI's taxonomy places the organism in Eukaryota, Viridiplantae, Streptophyta, Magnoliopsida, Asterales, Asteraceae. The record is from RefSeq and is a predicted model, not a curated record.
UCCUUGUUUCCUAACCCUUCUAUAUAUACCUCUACAAGCAUUAUUUCCCAACAUUAAUAUCUCCAAACACUCUCAUUUUUAGCAACCGGAGAGAUUUGGAGGAUAAAAAGGAAGAACUUAAACUUUAAACUAAAAACAAACUGAUCAAAGGAAGACGAUGGAGAUGCCGAAGGGUUGGUUUUGGAGUGUUUGCAAGCGAGGAAGGCCAUAUAUUGGGGUUCUUUUUCUACAACUAGGAUACGCUAUUAACAAUCUUAUAGUGAAGUCUGCUUUAAACGAGGGCUUAAAUCCUUACACAUUCUCUGUUUAUCGAAAUAUUGCUGCUGCAGUUGCUUUUGGCCCAUUUGCUCUAUAUUUUGAAAGGAAAAUACGUUCUCAGAUGACAUUUUCUGUAUUUUGGAAGAUAUCCUUGUUGGCGCUAAUCGAGCCAGUUUUGGACCAAAUACUAUACUACACCGGGAUGAAGUACACAACAGCAACAUUUGCAAUCGCAAUGUGCAACGUUCUCCCUGCUUUGACUUUUGUAAUGGCGUGGAUCUUUAGGCUUGAGAAGGUCAACGUGAAGAAAUUGCAUAGUCAAGGGAAGAUCCUUGGAACCCUGAUUACAGUAGGUGGAGCCAUGGUCAUGACACUUGUUAAUGGACCACCGGUUCCAUUGCCAUGGACCAAAGGAACCGGGGUGCACCAGGUUGUAGCUUCCACUGCCUUGGUCUCGCAAGAUCAACACAUCAAGGGUGCCAUCAUGAUCACGGCUGGUUGUUUUUGUUGGGCUAGUUUUUAUAUUCUUCAGGCUAUGACUCUUAAGGAAUACCCGGCUCAAUUAUCCCUUACGACACUUAUAUGUAUGAUGGGUGCUCUACAAGGAACUGUUGUAACUUUGCUUAUCGAGAAUGGUAAAUCUGGCAUUUGGUCCAUGCACAAGAGAACAGAAAUUAUUGCUACUCUUUAUAGUGGAAUAAUCCGAUCUGGGGCUAGCUACUAUGUUUCGGGGUUAGUGAUGAAGGAAAAAGGACCCUUUUUUGUGACGGCUUUCAACCCUUUAGGGAUGGUGAUUGUUGCAAUUGUGAGCUCAUUUGCUUUAGCUGAGCGGUUGUUGCUCGGAAGGGUUGUGGGAGCCUUCAUCAUUGUUCUAGGUUUGUACUUGAUCAUAUGGGGUAAGAGUAAGGACUCGAGUUUGUCAAGUUCAAAAAACAACGACGUAGAGAUGUUUGAUAAAGAGACAUCUAACGACAAAAAUCAAGAUAGUACAAUUGUUUCAAAAGAAGGCCACAAAGGAGAAGCUAAUGUUUAAUUCAUCAUCCAAAAGAUAAAGAAAUUUAUUUAGAAUCUUGAGGGUUUUUCCUAAUUCAAACAUUGGUGGAGAUUGAUGGCUAUCUCCCACAUGCACAACGCAUGUUUAGCUUUUCUUAAACACAUUGCAGGGGAGAUGCAAUUGUUGGAUAUGCCGCAUGACACAAGAAUAUUAGGGUUAUAGACCAUCAACUACUUUGUUGUUUGUUUUGACAUUAUAACUACUUAUGGGAUAGAUUUAAUCAAAAUAAUUUUUAUUAUAAAUGUGGAACUUAAGUGAAGUCUACUUAUUAUGUAAUUAUGUAUACUUUUCAUUAUAAUCAUGUAAAUUAUGUUAUUUCAAUGAAUUUAGACCAAAAUAAUAAAUUUGAUUCUAGAA